Esox lucius (northern pike) is the source of this 1639-nucleotide messenger RNA. RefSeq names its product growth arrest and DNA-damage-inducible, gamma b, tandem duplicate 1 (gene gadd45gb.1). The record is from RefSeq and is a predicted model, not a curated record. Bases 418 to 873 code for a protein of 151 amino acids. NCBI's taxonomy places the organism in Eukaryota, Metazoa, Chordata, Actinopteri, Esociformes, Esocidae. The transcript is spliced from 4 exons. Gene Ontology annotation, cellular component: cytoplasm; nucleus. Gene Ontology annotation, biological process: regulation of cell cycle.
CCUUGUAAAACCAGGUCUGACUUCAGGCGCGUGGCAUCUGGAGAUGCCUGUAUCUCUCUCCAUGGCAACAAGAUCCCAUCUGUCCCGUGGGGGAAGGUGAGGGGUCAACAAAGAAAGCUUCUGCUGCACCAUACAAGCAGAGAUAAGUCAGCACCUGCACUGCGCACUGGGCUAGCACUGAAGAAAGACGUGCAUGAUGACCUCCAUCAAUCUGCCACGAGCCAGAGUUCGACAAUGACAUUAGCAUACCAAUGCAUCAUUCAGGUCAACCAAUCAGAGCCCAUCGCAUUCACAGUAGCCACGAGUUCAAGAGCAUAAAAAAGCUGCACUGCCUGUAAAAAACGUCUUUACGGAUUUGCUCUCUAACUACACUGCUCCUCUUUCACUUACGAAGUUCCUUUUGGAAUAUUCUUCAUCAUGACUCUUGAGGAAGUUCUGAUCCAGAAGCCCGCUGAGCGUGCCGGCAAAGCCCUAGAAGAAGUUCUUCUCUCCGCUAGAAACAAUGACUGCCUGACAGUUGGUGUCUACGAGUCUGCUAAAGUUAUGAAUGUUGAUCCAGACAGUGUGUCUUUCUGCGUCCUGGCCACGGAUGAGGAGUGGGAGUGUGAUAUUGCUCUCCAGAUCCACUUCACCCUGAUCCAGUCAUUCUGUUUUGACAACAACAUCAGCAUCGUCAGAGUGAGCGACAUGCAGCGCCUAACCGAGGUUGUUGGUGACAAGGCUGGCCAGCUUGAAGAUGCCCACUGCUGUCUGAUCAUGAACCCAGCUGAUAGUUCUUGGGAAGAUCCAGCUCUGGAGAAGAUGCACCUGUUCUGUGAGGAGAGCCGGAGUGUGAACGAUUGGGUCCCAGAGAUCACCCUCCCUGAGCGCUAAACUGGAACUCUUUUACGAUUUUAUACAUAUUCAACCUACAAGGAAAUAUUCAUCCUUUUAUAGGAUGACCCUGUUUCCCAUCCCUGGAUACUCCUGAGGAGGAUUCUGAUCCAGGCAUCGCGUGGCCGGCCCGAGUGGCCCCAGCGAUUUCGUCGUCUCUUGUCCCGUCCAUGCCAAGAUGACUUCCAUUCUUUAUGUGAAUGGAGUCGGGUAUGCCACGAGAGCGACACAAAUGGCCCUCAUUCUUUGUGCGGAUGAGGUUUGGAGAGAAAGGAGAAGCGAUUUCUGCAUCCUGUGGUCCACAGAGCAAACGUCGCACGUUGAAGCACGCGCAGUAGGAGAAGAAGCGGUGCCAAGAAGAAAACAUUCUUAAAAAUAGACUUUUUUAAAAUGUCUUCUUGCUGAGCAGCAAUAACAACCAUUGCAUUCGGCGAAAUGUUUCCCACUUUCCAGAAUUGUCUGAAUACUCUAAAGGUUUCACUUUAGAAAUGUAAUAAUGGCAACAAAACUGAAAAUAUUCGAAAAAAAAAUAUUAACUUAUAACGCUCUAAAGGUUUCACUUUAGAUUGUUGAACUAAUUAGUUUUAAAAAAGAAAACUAGAAAAUAACUUAUAAUUCUCUGAAGGUUUCACUUUAGAACUUUAAACUUGGGUAACGUUUAAUGCUGUAAAGGUGUCUAGAAUAUUUUGUCCAGCUUUUUAUUGUUAACUAUAAUGUUCUUAAUGUUUACACUAUAAAGAAAACAUACAUGUAUUAGAUUAAUGUU